Molecule: messenger RNA, 498 nt
Organism: Ornithodoros turicata
Lineage: Eukaryota; Metazoa; Arthropoda; Arachnida; Ixodida; Argasidae
Exons: 1
Coding region: 1-498 (165 amino acids)
Source: RefSeq, a predicted model, not a curated record
AUGCGUCAGCUGUUGGGUUCCCAGCCGACAGCGACCGAAGACACCUUCUUCCGUGAACUAUUCUUGCAGCGCUUGCCGCAGAAUGUGCAGAUGGUUUUAGCCACUGCCUCUGACAUGUCCCUCGACAAACUUGCUACCCUGGCUGACGCUGUGUUUGCCAACCCCGCGGUUUCUCAAGUCAUCCCCGCCACCUCUGCACAGCCGUCGCCAUCACCACCGACGCAGCCGCCGCGUUCCUCUGACGUUGCGGAGCUUUGCCGCGAGGUCAAGAACUUAACGGCACUUAUUGGCGCCUCCCAUGUCUCGCCGCACGUCCGCGAUUUCUCUCGCCGCCGUACAAGUCGCAGUCCUCGUCGUUUCCGGCACCGUUCACCGACUCCACGCGAUUCCAGCCCAGCUCAUACAGUCUGCUGGUACCACCGGAAAUUCGGGGCCGAUGCACGGCAUUGCUUCCUCCCAUGUUCGUGGCAGCCGGGAAACCCUGCCGUGGACCAUUGA